AUGUACAGUUUUAAUGGAGAAAACAAAUUCAACGUCUUUAAGAAAUCAUUUAUAAAGGGCUGCAAAGAGACUGCGAUGCGUUCACCUCGCAACCACCUCAUCCUAAGCAGCCAGGAAUGCUUCUUUGGCGUUCUCCUGUUGACGUCGUCUGUGCUGAGUGAGAAUGACAACAUCGACUCAAUCUAUAAAGCGAUUAAGGAUAUCACUGGACUUGACCGAAGUUAUUUCAUGAAAAUAAACGAAGACAUUAUUGCCAUGCGACAAGGAAAACAGGUUAAACCCGAUAUACACAUUCAAAAAAAACAACGUGAUUUCCUGAAAGCUCUGAAUUCACUACCGCUUGACGCCAGCACUUUCAUAGCCUCGGUUUGCUUUUCUUUAUUUUGUUUCAUUUUUCGAAUUUUUUCUCUACAUCUUUGGUCUUUCUACCGCACCUCUAUGUCCCUUUCUCGCCGUGAGAAAGAGGCAAGAGCUGAAAAACGACAUACUUGUGAGCUUCUCACGUUGGAAAAUCCGCAUCCCCUUGGAUGGAUGGGUAACUGUUCGAGAGAGAUGAAGGGAAAGCCUUCUCUGUCUAGUUGUUUGAGACACUGCACUCUGGUUUCAUCAAAUCAAUUGAACUUUUCGUAA
Molecule: messenger RNA, 630 nt
Organism: Haemonchus placei
Lineage: Eukaryota; Metazoa; Nematoda; Chromadorea; Rhabditida; Trichostrongylidae
Source: the annotation of a GenBank genome assembly